This is a messenger RNA of Nezara viridula (southern green stink bug), 2278 nucleotides long. NCBI's taxonomy places the organism in Eukaryota, Metazoa, Arthropoda, Insecta, Hemiptera, Pentatomidae. The record is from the annotation of a GenBank genome assembly.
AUGAGAGGUUAUAUAAGUUGCCAAUUACUCUUUCAUUGUUUUGAUCCAAUUAGUAAACUUAAAUUAUAAUUUAUUUUAUAAAUUAACGGUUUUAGGUUUGUUUCGAGACCUUAUGCGUUUUAAUUUGCGCUAUGCCCUCUGUUGAUGUUUCAUUAUGUGUUGUUAGAAUUGAAACUAGCCUGACUAAUGAUUUGCAAAAAAAUGAAGGUUCUUCUGACUUAAACGCUCGUAAGACAAUACCUUUGCUAAGAGGCCGAAGGAAAGCCAGAAAUAUUGACAUACAAACAUUGUGCAUUUUAAACAGUUCAAUGGCUGAAGGAGUUGAGAAUAUUGCAAAACCAGUAUGUUCAAAUGCUACUGUCGAAAGGGUUCCUAUAAAAACAAUAAUCGAAGGGAAAGCUGCCAAGGAAGUAUUACAGUUUGUUUCAGGAAAUCCUUAUGUGGAAAAGACACAUGGUAUUAUACAUUUGUUCAAAGAAAAUGAACUAACUAAUAUUGAUAGGGCAUCUUUCAGAAGCCAAACUUUGUGCAUUCUCGCUAUCCCUGUGACUAUGAACUGUAGUGAACUUUUAAGAUUUCUAGAACCUUGCAAAGAAGAGAUAAAACAUAUUAGAAUUAUUCGAGAUAGUUCACCCAACCAAUAUAUGUCACUGAUAACUUUUCGAUCACCUGAAUCAGUGCAAAUGUUCUAUCAAAAUUUUAAUGGUAUUCCUUUUACUAGUAUGGAUCCUGAUUGGUGUUGUCACCUUGUAUUCGUUUCAAAAGUAGAAACAAUAUCUGAAAUAGAAGGAGGAAGUAUUGCUCCUGUUUCACAUACAGAGCUGCCAACAUGUCCGGUUUGUCUGGAGAGGAUGGAUGAAUCAGUAGAUGGUAUUUUAACUAUUUUGUGUAAUCAUGCUUUUCAUGGAAACUGUCUUGCGAAGUGGGGUGAUACAAGCUGCCCGGUUUGUAGAUAUGUACAAACUCCCGAACCGAAUAGUGAUAGUCAUUGCCUUGAAUGUAUGGCUACUGAGUCGUUGUGGAUAUGCCUAAUUUGUGGACAUGUUGGUUGUGGUAGAUACCUGCAAGGACAUGCUUACCAGCAUUAUAUAGAUACUCAACACUGCUAUUCUAUGCAGGUAGGUAGUAACAGUGUCUGGGACUAUGUAGGUGACAAUUUUGUUCAUCGCCUCCUACAGAAUAAGGCAGAUGGAAAGCUUGUUGAGGGACCUAGUCAAAACAAAUCAUCUGAACUUGAAGCAAAGUUAGAAAAUGUUCAAUUAGAAUAUACUUAUUUAUUAAGCUCUCAAUUGGAAUCUCAGAGAAUGUAUUAUGAAAAGGUUGUGAGUGAUCUUGAAAAGAGAACAUAUGAUGAAAUAUCUGCUUUAAAAGAUAAAGUUCAAAAUUCACUUGAGCAAACUAAGUCACUUACCGAUAAUGUCAAUAUUUUAUCUAAAGAAAAAGCUAAUCUAGAAAAGAAAUUGCAAACUAUGUCAUCGAAAUUAACAUCUGCUUAUAAACAACUUCAAGAAGAAAAGGAACUGAAUAAUGCCAUGCGAACAAACCAAACUCUUUGGCAAGAUAAGUAUAAUGUUUUAGAAAAGGAAUUUGAGAAAUAUAAAUCGAAGAAAGAAGAUGAGGUGACAGAUUUGAAAGAUCAACUUAGGGAUGUUAUGUUCUUCCUUGAAGCGGAAAAGGUAGUGAAUAGUAGUCCUCACAAGAAUGAAUUAAAAGAAGGCAAAAUGGAAGUUGGAAAACCGGCUAGCAAUUCAAAAAGUCAUCGUCAUGGCAGAAAACAUUAGCUUUAAUUCAUCUUGUUCCUAUUCAUUGUGAUUUUUUAAAUAAGGCACGUUGCUUAAGUUAAGCGUUUUAUUUUAUUUUUAUUGAUUUUAUAGCCUUAUUCAAUAUUUUACGUGAUAGAAAAAUGUUUUUAAUUGUAAGUUUGCAGAAGAUAGUAUAUAUAUUUAAAAAUAGGCUUAUUUUUUAAAGGUAAUUUUAUUUUUGUACUUAAUUCUUUUUAUAUAAGAUGAUAGGUGAUAGUGAUAUUCCAUUUUUACUAUAAUAUUUCUGGUCAUUGAACUCUGCUCGAAGCUUUGUAAGCGUUUAUAUUUUUAAUAUAUCUUCAACUGUGUCUUUGUUAGAAAUAAAAGUGUUAUUUUUAAAUUAUUCAUAGAUAAGAAUUUUCUAUUAAAUUAAGCUAAAAGUAUUAAGACUUAAAAAUUAAAUUACUUUUAAAAUUGUAUAUCUGAAGAAAAAAGUAUUUAUGAUUCUUAAAUAAUUAAAAUUUUUAUGAAAUGUU